CUCCUGGACCCUCCAACUGCAGCCUGCAGGUACUUAUACCUUCAAGUUGCCCGAAUAUUACAGGAGCCUGAUCAGCGACGAAGCCCAGCAGCAGGAAGCUUUGAAUAGAAGACCGCCAUGUUUUGGAACGGUAUUCGACCCAAGAAGUCGCAGCGACUCUUACAGAGCGUAGUAAUAGUAAUCUUUCUCUGUGCUACCGUUAUCUGGCUCUGGUUAACUUCGACACCGGUCUCGGGACCUAAGAGCGCUGCCUGGACUGUCGCAGCACACAUACUGGAUACCCUGGAUGCCGUCGUAGAUGACUAUGUACGCUCCCAAUCCAUGCAAGCGGGAGAGAGCUUCUCGGGACGCCUCCUUGAACAAGACGCAGCUGCUCAAGAACUUCUACUAUGUUUCUCUGGCCUCUCUCAACUCCAUUCACGCUCUUUGUCACAUAACGCUAUUAACACGCUGUCAACAGUGUUCCCUUCAAAUGACGCUCAGAUCCACAAGUUCUCUGGUUCUCACGUCAAGCCCAUCUCGUGUCUGUGCUCUUCCCUUGCAGGAAAGAGACUGACAAUGGUAGGCGGCGAGCAUGUGUACCGCUUCCACAACGUCCUCCUCGACCACCGGAAGAGGUUCGAAGGAAAACGGUUCUCAUGCCUCGGGAAGGAGUUCUGUACCCACCAUCAUCUAUGUCUACGGGCCGCGAGAAACAAUCCUGUUUUUAAAGAGGAACCUACACGCUAUAUCCGUUCGCCAUCCGUCGAAAAGCUCGUGCAAACUGGUUCAUCGCUGGUUAAUUACGUCUUGUCCGACACCCUUCUUGCCUUGCCCGAUCCACAAGCGCCAGAGUAUUCUGUCCCAUACAUUCAUGCCUUCAGCAGAAUAAGAUCCCGCGAAACGUACUGGCUAGCUUCAGCCAGGAAAGCAGACAUCCUUAUCCUCGGAAGGGGGCCGUUUAGCGCACCGCCCUUGACGUAUACAGGGAACUGGUCAUUCCUUUCAGAUAUUUCAUCUUACACGGGGAGUUAUCAUGCGAAGAUGCCUUCAUCAAUACCAAACUUCCUUCAGAUCGUUGAUGCCGCAGUAUAUGCUACUCUAUCAGUGUUUCUCCCUGAGAUCCAGCGGACGCUAGACGCUCUCCGCGCCAACGGUUGCUUCAACAGGAAAAAGAAAGUCAUUUGGUUGGUCAGCCAGCCACAAAUUCCUGGGUACAGCCGCGGUCAGAAAAACGCCCUCCUUCGGACCCAUCUCCCGCCCAGUGGAGAGGAUGAGCCAUCGCCGAGCAACUUGAAAGCAGUUCUCCUUCGCCACCUUGCAGUGCUAUCGACCGAUGAGCGCCUAGAAAACCCCUGGACACUUUACUAUAACGUUCAAGUCUACUUGCAAUACCAUCUCCUUCGACAAGUUCUGCCACGCUUUGGAGUUGCCCUCUUGCAGUUAGAGACACGUCUUGUUGACGCUGGUUCUGAUGUCGCCGAACUUUAGCCACCAUAUCAAGGUUUUCACACUUAACUGGUGCAACUUUUCUUCCAGAAUACGAUGACAAUAGUAGAAAAAGAAACGCAGAUAUUUAUUAGAUCUGAUUCGCAUUCCCGGGUCUCAUGAGAGCAUGUUCAGCUUAAUUCGUGAAAAUGGUG
Suillus paluster is the source of this 1622-nucleotide messenger RNA. RefSeq lists its product as uncharacterized. The record is from RefSeq and is a predicted model, not a curated record. The transcript has 2 exons. NCBI's taxonomy places the organism in Eukaryota, Fungi, Basidiomycota, Agaricomycetes, Boletales, Suillaceae. The coding region runs from base 118 to 1470 and encodes 450 amino acids.